UCCUUCACAACAGACCACUUCACUCUUCUUCUUCCCUUCCUGCAAAAACCUCUUUCAACCCCAAGAACAGGCGAGCCUCUCCUUAGACCAGAAAUUAGAGUACUAGUACUAGACACCCAGCUCCUUCACUCGGCAAGGACGGUGGAGCUCAUCAUGCCCUCCGACUUUCUGACACCUUUCCUGGAACUGGAUGAAGAAUUCUGCAAGAAUUUCCGCGGCCUGGAGGCGACAGAUGGCUCUCCCGCCUGCUCAGAGCAGCAACGGCAGCAGCACAGCCUGAGAGUCCUCGGCUUCCAGCGACGUCAUUCUCUCUGCCCCGUGACCCUCCCCAACUCCAAGUUCAACAGCAGCAGCUCGGAGGUGAAUGAGUCAGCCUGCUGGGGGCUCAAUAUGCCCUCCACUCAGCAGUGGAGCAGAGAGGGUCAGCUCCCACGCUCCACACUCAGCCACAUCCCCUUCAGGGUGGACCGCUCGGUCAGCAUGAUCGAAGGCAACGUCAGCAGCCCGGCGGUUAGAGAGGACAAAAUGGUGCUGCUUCCUCCACCGGGGCUCUGCAUAAGCAACAACUCCCUCUCCUCUGCUGCUUCUCCCUCUGCCUCCAGGCCUUCAGCCCCUGCUCCUCACAUCUCCUCCCGCUACAAGACCGAACUCUGUCGCACCUUUGAGGAGAGCGGCACCUGCAAGUAUGGGGCAAAGUGCCAGUUUGCCCACGGCAUGGACGAGCUCAGAGGCCUCAGCAGGCACCCCAAGUAUAAGACGGAGCCCUGCCGCACCUUCCACACCAUCGGCUUCUGCCCGUACGGCGCCCGCUGCCACUUCAUCCACAACGCCGAUGAAGUCCUGGCUGGUAACCCUGCUGCGGCACCUCAGAAACAGAAGCUCAGGCCUCCUCUGCUGCGUCACAGCCUCAGCUUUGCAGGCUUUUCCUCCUCUCCACAGACUUUUCAACCAGUGGAGGAGCUGCAGCCGUCUUCGCUGCUCUUCACCAGAGCCUCCUCAGUCUCCCCUCCUCCGUCCUCCACAGGAAGCCCAGAGCUCCUCUCUCCUCUCUUCCCUGAACCUGGACCACUGAAGCAUUGCCCAUACCCGUUCUCUGGCAUAGACCUGGCAGGAGACAGCAGUGACCCGGCGCUGCGCUUCUAUGCUGUGCCAGAUUCUGUCAGCUCCAGGUGUCCCUCCUCCACUUUCACCUCCAAAACCCCAAACCUUCCAUUCCAACUCCCCCAGCAGAGACCAGGCUCCUUGAACGCCCCCCCUGGUCUGCAGCGCUGCUCCUCAGCUGACUCCCUCUCUGAGGAGGGCUACACCUCCUCCUGCUCCCUCAGCUCUUCCUCCAGUGGCACAGAGUCACCAAGCUUCGAGGGCCGGCGCCUGCCGAUCUUUAGCCGCCUGUCUGUGUCAGACGAGUAGGAAGAGUUUUACUGUAGGGCUGAAUCAGGGAAAGGCAGCUUAACUGUUUAACUCCAUGUGACCACAAUCUCCAUGACCCUGUUUAAACAAUGCAUUAACAUCCAGGCUGGUUAGUAAGAUAGCAUAUCAAGGACAUGCAAAAGUAAUCCCUACUUUUCCUGUCUCUUGUGUUACUCUAGCUCUUUUAUUUCUAGCCUCGCUGAUGACUUAGUGUUUACAAUAGAGGAGUUACUGCAAUCAAACCAGGACCCUACAAGUUUGAUUUAAGGUAUCUCUAACCCCUUGGCUCUCGAAUGGUGGGUGGAGACCCAAAGGUGGGCUGCAAAGACAUUCUGAGUAGGUCGUAGAGGUGUAUGUGGAAAAAACAUGUGGCAAAGAGUCUAUAAUGUGCUUUUAUUAUUUAGGAAAUUCCUCCGUCUUACUUCUUUGAGAGCUUUUGUUCCAUUUUAGCUUUAAACUGCCCCAUUUUGCAUUAAAUGUUAUGGUUGGUUAUGAUUGAAAAACUGAAGCAAUAUAGGUUGCGAUUUGCUGCUAAGAAGGUGUUGGUGGGUUCUGAAUGGCUUUUAAUGAUAAAAUGAGGGAGAAAAGCUGCUAAAAAGGUGCUACUAGCCUGUUAACUAGUGGGUAAGCAUCUCUUUAUGCCAUGUGCAGUGAAGCUGCUAACAGUCCUAAUGAAUAGAGGUGUGUUAACCACAAGUUAAGAGGCUAGAGGUGCCUUUUUAACAGCUUUUCUCCAUCAUAUUGAACUAAACAUGCCAUUGAAGGAAGUGUUGUACUAGGGCAGUGACUCUCCACUGGUCUGACAUCAGGAUCCUCCACCACCUCCUUAUGAGGGAUUAUGGCCCAAGUUUUUAAAAUGUAUUUAAUGACAAAUGAUGCAGUUUGGACUUUAAUGGGACAAAAUAUGAUUGGACAGACAUGAUAAAACAACAUGCAAAAAGCACAUUUUUUUUGCUCUAUUUUCCAAAGACAGGAUGGAAAUUUGUUUAUUUCCUCAGGAACAGAAAGACUGUGUGCAAGUAAACACCUUUAAAACAAACACACCUUUAAAAAGUACUUUACAUUGUAGACUUUUUGCAAUUUGUUCCCAACCCACUGGAAAUGGUGUCCCAUCCCACUUUAAGGUCCUGACCCACCAGUUGAGGACCACUAUAUGAGGGGGUACUAGAUAGAACCAAUUGGUGUCUAAAUAUCCAGCACAAAUGUUAAAGCAAGGUGUAAACAGGGUCCAAGAGAGAGCAGCUUUCAUACAUAUUAUCUAAGCCCCCCCACACACACACACACACACACACACUCCCAAACCCAGACAUUUUAAACCAGCUAAGCUAAAAGUCACAGCAGAUUUAAACGUUAGCUUUCUUCCCUGAAUCCAGCCGGGUAAACAUACCUAACUUUGUGCAUAUUGCAUUUCUCAUCCAAGCAGUUGUAGCACUGCUCAGUGUUUGUCCAGUUUUAGCUGACUUCUCUUUUUUUCUUUAUGUUUUUUUAUGCCAUUGUUACUGCUGUAUACUGUUGUAUACCCAUUCUUAGAGAAUACUUGCAGGGUACUUGACUCAGCCUCGACAGCUCGCUCUUACGCUGUCCCUGCUCAGUGGGAAGUUUGUUUGAGAAUUUCCUGUAUCCUGAUUGAAGUGAGGUGCUGUUCGGCCCUUUUAUGACUGCUGUGUUACCAACCGUUCCUAAUCCUUAUAACCAGUGCCAGCACUUCGGUCAUAUCCAGGGCUCUACGACUUAUUUGAACCUCCCGCAAUGAGUGAGAGAGUUGCUGGAGCCACUGCUGUCUCCGUUUGUAAUGUCACUGACUGAUUAUUUUAUUGAUUGAAAGGCAAUUGAUUGUAUCUGUCUGCCAUUUUUACUGCCUGGCAAUGACUCACUAACUGCCUUAGUAACAAAAAUAGCACAAAUGUAGGCGACAUACUGACUCUAGUGACCAAAGGUGAUGUUAGAGUUCCCCUAACCCUUUAGAAAUUACUGCUAACACCUAGCUUAGCCUUUAGCCACCAUGUUUGAAAUACAGUGUUCCUAUUACUGUUUGUAGAGCUUUGUAGACUUAUUUAUUUGUUGGGUUUUUUGUGUGUGUGUUUGCUUUGUUUAUGCAUUUCCUCAUCAGACCACAGGAGGGAUGCUUUAUGCAUUCAUGAUGUCUGUUUUGUUUUACGCUGACUGGUAGCUUUAAACAGGCGGGUGGAGAGGAGAGGAGUGAAAGGGAGGGAGAGAACAUUUUGGCAUUCUUUUAUUCAUGUUGCCUUAUUGGCUUAAAGGCCUGUCAGAAAUCAAGACUCACUGCAUUUUUGCUCCACCGCUGCACAGUUUCAACACUAAGCGACCGCUGAGAACAUCCCUGAACUUUGGUUGAAGGCUGGUGUGAGCGUGCUGUGAGUCUACCCUCCUCUCCAUCCAGCCUCUCAUCCUGACUGUAAGUGCUGUCACCUGAACAUGUGUAAAAAGAGGGGUUCCACUCAGCCGAGGCCUGCGAACCUUACAGAAAUACACGACCAUCAGAAAUGGGUCUCUGUGUGGAAACUUCCCUGUGUAUAAAAUCUUGUGUGCUAUCUUCUUUGUCAACAAACAGGUGACCAUGUGACCUUUCUUUAAAGUUGAUUUUUAUCUAUCAGAGUUGCCCUGACGACAAUGUCUUCGUAGGCCAACCUCUGUUGCACGCUAGCUCGCUAGCUAACUCUGUGAGCGGCAGGAGGAAUCAAAGUGAGUUCAAACGAAAUCAGGCAAGAUUAUUUCUGUUUGUUUUUGUCAUGAAACCGACUCCAGCUGCCCUGAUGAGUCCAGAGAUGCUUGUUGUUUCAGCUUGUUGUUGGCUCAACCUCACAGCAAGCCUUUAUUGUUACUUUUGUUAAAUUAAAGUCUUAUUUAUUUUGUUUUUUCAAAGUGAAGCCUAUAUUGUGUUUUGAUAUUGUGUUUUACAUAAUUUAAGUGCAUCUAUUGUUUACA
Cheilinus undulatus (humphead wrasse) is the source of this 4356-nucleotide messenger RNA. Its product is annotated as mRNA decay activator protein ZFP36L1. Gene Ontology annotation, molecular function: metal ion binding; mRNA binding. NCBI's taxonomy places the organism in Eukaryota, Metazoa, Chordata, Actinopteri, Labriformes, Labridae. The coding region runs from base 154 to 1410 and encodes 418 amino acids. The transcript is spliced from 2 exons. The record is from RefSeq and is a predicted model, not a curated record.